AUGAUUGUUCUUCCUAACACACCGCCAACUCCGUUGCCGUGGAAGGUCGACACCCUGCUUAUACUGCCUGACAUCCAGGCCAAGCGUGCUUCACUAUGCAACGCCUCAAUCGCUUCCCACAGCGAAACCGUCCGCUAUAUUCUGGGGCUUUUGGAAUACAUCGAAAGCCUCUUUGAGCUGCUCAGUACAGACAGCCCAGAACGAAGCGUGCCCAGAUAUGCCUCCCGGGCCCUGGACCUCAUAUUAACUACAACGGUGCCAUGGAAAAACGUCGAAAAGAAGGAGACAAAGAAGUUGUUCAAGUUGAACUCGAAGCCGGACUUAUCAUGGACACUAGCAGCAGAGAUCCAGCUUGCCACCGUCAGCUUGGCCACGUCAUACAUUAAGUUGGGAGCAGAGCUUACCAACGAGUUGAUCGAGACCGAAUCGGGCCUGGAGCCGGAGAAGGAAAUGGACGAGAAGUGGAAGCUGGUUUCCAACCAUUACAAGAAGGCAAUUGCAUUCAGCUUGUUCGGUGGCCAAUUCACCAUGGGCAGCACCGACACGACAAUUGACCCGCGUGUGUUUGUACUUAUAGACAAGUGCAGCCAGAUUGGGAUCCAGAUGUCGAUUUUGUCGAAAUUCUCGUGGCUCAACAGAAACUCAUACAACCUGAACGAGACGUUUACGCUGAGCAACAACAACGUUUUGUGCCGUGUGGCUAUUUUCGUGCUAGACGAGGUGAUUUCUUGCAUUAAUUUGGUGAAGGAGUUGGCACAGAAUGAAACCUCUUACUUCAGGCUCAACUACAACGGCUGGGAUUCAUAUUUGAGUGUGGUACAGCAGUAUGCCACUGCCUACGCUGGGCUCUUCUUGUCAAUCGAGUACUACCAGAAAGAGAGCCUAGGCCAGGCCAUUGGCCUUAUAAACUUCUCCCUUCUAUCGUUGCAAAGCAAGAGCAUGGCAGAUUUAAAACCCACAAGGAACAAGAUCUUGAGUAAGUUCAAGACCAAGGUCGCCAGCAAGCGAAACGAGCAGUUUGUUCAGAAUCUCAAUUCCAUCACGUCGCUACGUAUCGACAAGUCGGUGUUUCUGGAGCUGUCUGGGCUUGUCCUCAAAGACCUCCAGCUUCUUUUUGACCAGCUCGUCCAGUGCCAUUUAAAGUACACCAAGGAGAACGACAACUUGAAAUUUGACGCUGUUUCAGAUUGGAAAGACGUGCAUGGCGAUUCGAGAUGGCCGUUUGGCAGCAAGAUCCCCGUUUCAGCUGUGGAGCCAUACUGUCCCAAGGUACUUCAACCAGAUGAGCCCGACACCAUCAAGCAGGGCUUUACGGGUCGUGGAUCGUAUUUCUAG
This is a messenger RNA of Candidozyma duobushaemuli, 1335 nucleotides long. RefSeq lists its product as uncharacterized. Bases 1 to 1335 code for a protein of 444 amino acids. The transcript has a single exon. Lineage: Eukaryota; Fungi; Ascomycota; Pichiomycetes; Serinales; Metschnikowiaceae. The record is from RefSeq and is a predicted model, not a curated record.